GGCGCUCUGCCGCUCCAUCCUCACUGGCGGAGUGAGAAGAAACAGAUAAACCAGCUGCUGACUUUACACGGACAGUACUGAACUUUUCACGGAACCGCGCGGUGUCUUUUUGGACCGCUCUCGUUCUGCCCUCACCAUGGCAUCGCCUCACACUGUCGCGUCUUUACAAAACCGCUUUUUAAAACGCCUGAGGGACGGAAGUGAGGAAUAAGAGGGAAGUCGCAGUUGGAGAUAAUUAAACCCACAAUAUAUUUAUAAAAAGCGAUUUUCUUUGAUCAAGUUCAAGUUGAAUCGUCAUUGUUGUUGAUUUUCCUGGAGGAAAGUUGGUCUUAAAAGUGUGGGAUCAUGGACGCGCAUGUUAAAGAGGGACAGCUCUACGUGCAGCACCAAAAGUUUGGGAAGAAAUGGAAGAAAAACUGGUUCGUCCUCUACCCUGCCAGCCAAAACGGCAUCGCCCGCCUCGAGUUCUUCGACUCUCCCUCGGGUGGAGGAGGGUCCGCCGGGAGCUUGGUUAGCGGCUCCAACGAGAAAACCAGGAAGCUGGACAAGAAGAUCAUCCGACUGUCGGAGUGCAUCUCCAUUCUGCCUGCCCUGACCGAGAGCUGCCCCAAAGACAACAUGGCGGCUUUCUGCGUGGAAACAAAUGACAAGACGCAUGUGUUUGCGGCAGAGAAGAACAACGCGAAGGACUGGAUGGACACCAUGUGUGACAUUGCUUUUCAGGGGGGGACCGGCAGCAGCCUGACGGACAGUAAUGGAGGACCCCAGGACCUGCAGAUGUCUGAGAACCUCAUCUACUACUCCAGGGAGGAGGUGAAUGAGUUCUGGGUGACAGUUCAACGCACCGAGGCGUCUGAACGUUGCGGGCUCGCAGGAAGCUACUGGCUGAAAGCAGAAAACGAAGCGCUGAUUAUAAAGGAGCCCAAGACAAAAAGGAACAUCCUGGUGUGGCCCUACAAGCUCCUGAGAAGAUACGGCAGGGACCGGGUGAUGUUUUCUUUUGAAGCGGGACGCCGCUGCGAUUCCGGCCCUGGCAACUUUACCUUCGAGACAAAACAAGGCAAUGAGAUCUUCACACUGGUUGACUUGGCCAUCCAGUCUCAGAAGGCCCACGCCGAGGAGCGCCACCUCAGCGGACCUCAAAGCUUAGACCCCGACUGCCCGUUGUCCCUCCAGUACAUUCGGAGCGGCGUUCCCGGCUGCGGCAUGGCGGCGGGAAGCGGGGACAGCAGUAGCUGCAGCAGUCGGGAAGCGGACGGCGAUUCCGGCGGCAGCAAGCCGGGCUCGGCUGACGGAGUGCUUGGGAAGAGGGAGGGCGGAGACGGAGUCGGAAGAGGGCAGGGAGGACACAAAGGGAGGAGCUUACCAGAACCCCCAGCUCCCAGAGGACUGGCAGGGAAAGCUGUAGCCCCGCUGGAUGAACAGACAAGUCUUUAUUCUGAGCCAGCCGACUCAGUGCGACUGCUUGUUCCCAGUUGUGACGGCCUUUACUCAGACCCAGUGGACACCAUCAAAGGUCAGAACCAAACCUCGCCUCCGGUGCCAACGCCACGCCUUCGACCUGUGGGUGACGACUCCUGCGGAGGAGAUCAUCACCACACGGGAAGCAACCAAAAGAAAGUUCCCGACCUGUAUUCGCAUUUCUACGACCAGAUUGGCGUGGACCUGAGCCAGAAGACGGGCGCACUGAGUCUGAACGGGUCGGCUGGAGGAGGAAGAGGAGCCAGAAAGGGGGUGAUUGGCAGCAAAAGACCCCCAGGAGGUCAUGGGGAAGGGGCUUCACCCCCUCCUGCGCCCUCUGCGGACCACAUAUAUGACGAACCAGAAGGCUGCGCCAAAGGAAGCAGCAGGCUUCCCGUAAGCCUUGGGAUGACUGUUUAUGACGAGGCCCGGUUGGAGCCUCAGAGGCAACAGGAAGAGGUCGGGCCUCCAUCAGGACUGGACGUCACUUACAGCAUCGGCUCCCACGGGAAGCCGACGGAGCUGCAGAAACACUCUCCAAAGCUGCUGGGCCUAAGUCGCGGAAUGCCGCAACCUCCGACGCCAAAGUUUCCCAAACCUGCCACCGCUCCAAAGCCCAACAAGAGCGCUUUCGCUCGGAAGGAGCCAGUGCCUCUUCCCGCUGGGAAACACGCUGUUUCCAGUAGCAACGUAAACAACAACAACAACAUGUGGAGCUCCAGAGGAGGCGGGAAGGAGCUGUACAGUAGAGUGUCGAAACAGAAGCCUCCUCCAUCCGUUGUGUGGUGUAAUAAGAACCACCAGGCCCCGCUCAGGGCACCUGACAUAAUUUAUGACAACUUGGGAGACAUUUGACCGCUGCUGUAAAACGCGGACCAAAAACAAAUCUUUACUUACUCUCUCUCGCUGAAAAACGGAGAGAAGCUUCGGAGUAGAACGCUGGGCGUCUGCCUCGGGAUUUUCUCGUUUCACAUUCGUUCCGUCCACGCGGACUGCAACAAUUAUCUGAGACGGUCAGCUGGUUCGGAGGAGAUUAGCUCACAACUAUGAGAAAACCACAUUACGGGCGCAAUUUGAAAUGUGGAUUGCAGUGAUCGCUGGGCCACCCUGUGUGCGUGUCAUAGAGCGGGAGAGUGUUUGCAUGGGCAAAGCCAUAAUUGGCAUACCAAGCCACAGUGCGGCCAGAGCCAGCCACUUUACUGGAACACACACACACACACUCACGCACACAACCCAAAUGGAUUUGUCUUCACUUUAACAAGCUGAGAGAAGGAAAGCGGCCUGGUUCCUCUUUUCCUACAAACUCCUGCUGUGCUUAUGGAAAAGACAGACAUAUUUUUGCACUGCGUCUCUUCUGUGUUUAAUGUGAAAUAGAAUGUGAUGGUCAGGAGUCGAUCUUUGACUUCAACAAUAGGAAAGCUCUUUAUUAUUUUUUUCUGGACUCCCCCAAUGAAACGGGGGGAAUAAAAACAGGACGGCUUCGGGCUUUGGAAACACAAAAUGGGUCAGAAUCUCUCUGCAUGUUUUGUUGGUUGGAUUUUAAGCCUGAACCCAGUAAUGGAAAACAAAACAAAAAACAAUUGGGUUAUAAUAUAAAGUAUUAAAUAGAAUUGCACGCAUUUGAAACCAUAUUUAAAAUGAUAAAAACUUAAAAUCAUUGAGAAGAGUUGACCACUGCCUCGCUUUCUUAUAUUUUGAAAUUUUGACAUCAUUGCCCAUAUAUGGUAUUUUUGAGUGUUUUCAACAUCAGCAAUACAUUUAUUUAUUCUUCUUUUUGACUAUCCUUUGUCUAAAUGUUAAAGAAUGUGUUUAUUCUAUACACUCUUGUUUAUCUGCAUUUGCUUCAUUUUUGGAAAACAAUCAGGGAAAUUUCAGAAUUUUAAAUGUGUGUUUUCAUAUUAAUAGUGGUAAAUAACAAAAAUAACCAGCAAAAAAUGAAUCCCCUCCACACCAUGGGCUCGAGAAGUAUAUGAUUUACAUUAAUGAUGCACGUGUAAAGUAACGGGCAGUGUUUGCCACAUGCACUAAAAUGUUUUUAAAAUAUGUAUCACAGUCCGAACCCAUGAAAACAUUCGGUGUGAGUUUAACUUACCUUCAUUUACAAACAUUUAAGGACCACCACAGUUAAAAUCCAUGAAUACUUCAGAUUCCCUCAAAAAAUACCAAAUUUAGUUGUUCAAACACCAAAUAUGCCUUAAUAUGUUUCAAGUGGAAACCAUCUUAUUACUACCGCAGAAUCUUCCUUAUUUACGCUCUUUAAGCAACAACCAAUCAGCAUGAAGGAAAAUGACUGAAGCUUUUUUUAUUGGCUGCUUUUGAAUGCCAGCCAAUAGCGUGUCAAGUAGCAUUGAGUCUGAGUAUUUCAGCUUCCCAGCUGCAUUUUUCCCCCCAUAUUUUAAGAAAAUAAAUCUACAAAUGGACGCGUUUUCGGUGAGUAAAUUUGAGUCACCUUUCACAAAAAAUCUGCAAAUACUGAACCGUGAAUCAUCAGUGGUGUAGAGAGGAAAAAUGUAACAUUUUUAAUAUAUUAUCAAUAUUAAACACAUGAAAUUAUGGGUAAAAAGAAACAAUAAAUUGGCCUGUUUUUCAUAUUCUGACACUCUCCAUCUAGUAAAGCAUGUGCAUCACUCAGUGACGUCACUCGCCAUAUAGGGAAGACGUUUGUUUUCAUUUAUUUAUUUUUCCCAACAAGUUCAUGAAGCAAUAAUAAUAAUAAUAAAAAAAUGCUACAAAAGUAUUUUUAAAAAAGAAAUUUUAUUGUCCAGAUUUUAUAUUUUUGUGUCCAUCUGAAUUUUUAUUUUACAAAUUAAAAUAUACAGAACAGAAAAUGCACUGUCUUGAAAUAUAUGUGUACAAAUUUUACUAUUUUAAAACAUGGGAAAAAAAAACAUUAUAUAUUUUUAUACUAUAAAAAUCUAAACAGAAUAAAAUUUUUGCUUGCCUCAAAUUUUAAUCUAAUAUUUUUUCUAUUUAGUAAAAUAUGAAAUAUCCACUUGUUUUUUUUAAUGGUGAGAUAAUCCAAUUACCAAAACAUGCAUGGACCCAAGAGCAACUUUCUGCACAAGAAUCCUGAAUGUGUCUGUCGAUAGAUUAGAUGAACUAAAUAUGAAACUAAUCAAUGUGUCGGUCUGUGUGUAAACGUGUCACAAACAGCUGUGCUGUCUGGAAAUGUAUCUGAUAAUAAAAGUGUCUCUAAACGUUAUUUUUCUCUAAACUGAGUCAUUAAACUGUUCAUAAUUUCUUC
Molecule: messenger RNA, 4705 nt
Organism: Xiphophorus couchianus (Monterrey platyfish)
Lineage: Eukaryota; Metazoa; Chordata; Actinopteri; Cyprinodontiformes; Poeciliidae
Gene: dok1b
Product: docking protein 1b
Exons: 5
Coding region: 346-2316 (656 amino acids)
Biological process (GO): cell surface receptor protein tyrosine kinase signaling pathway; Ras protein signal transduction; positive regulation of MAPK cascade
Cellular component (GO): cytoplasm
Source: RefSeq, a predicted model, not a curated record